AGCGAGUGGAAAAUAAGGACGCGCUACUUCCUGUACAACAUCUUAUCCGAUGAACUUGAUUAUGGCAUCUUAUCUCUCUGCAGACAGUCGGACUCGGAGUAACUGUAAGUACGUAGUUGCCACAGUCGCAGUAACUGUAAGUAGUUGUUGCUUUGUCGUCUUGGUCUUACUCUUACUGUGUUCAAGAAUGUGAAUGUUUCUUUUUCUUUUAGGGAUACAAACAUGUUUUACAACUACUUCCCCAUUAUUAAGAUUAUGCCUGGCCAUGAUGUUGGUUUUGUUUUCUCGAGUUGUACAGAUAAUGUGCUACAUCCUUCUAAUGUCCGGAAUUGGAAUCCCGCACGGGAACUCUAGAGCCUCUGCUAGAUCUGGUUGACUUUCUAGUCGAAAAGAAAUACGGAGAGGGGACGACACUCCCGGAUGAACAAUUUAUCAGGGAUGUAGACGCGAUUGCGAAGCCUUAUUAUACUCGUGGAAAAUAGGUAGAGGCUGUAACUGCUCUGGGAGGCUUUUGGAAUGUUUUUUCGCUGAUCUUCUAUUCGUGAUGGAGGUUCAGCAUUUAUUUCUAUGGUUUGCAUUCUAAUUCACGACGAUCAUCAAUCAUCGUUUCUUUUUCUUUUGGCGCUGCUUCAUAUACGAUCACACCCUGACGCUCAACAUACUAUUUUUUUUUAUUCCCAUAGUUGCAUUUUUGUUCAACCGUAUUUUCCCGCGAAUGUUGUUGCAUUCGGAUUCAACUGCGGUCCUGAGGAGAAAAAACCAUUUCGACUAGGUAGGUAUUCCGAAACGACCGAUGUCACCACCAUCGCCAUGUUUUGUCCCGUUUGUUCCCCACAAGACAAA
Amoebophrya sp. A25 is the source of this 843-nucleotide messenger RNA. The record is from the annotation of a GenBank genome assembly. Lineage: Eukaryota; Dinophyceae; Syndiniales; Amoebophryaceae.